This is a messenger RNA of Diospyros lotus (date-plum), 1697 nucleotides long. RefSeq lists its product as uncharacterized. Bases 74 to 1468 code for a protein of 464 amino acids. Gene Ontology annotation, cellular component: Swr1 complex. The transcript has 15 exons. Gene Ontology annotation, biological process: chromatin remodeling. Gene Ontology annotation, molecular function: nucleosome binding; nucleic acid binding; zinc ion binding. The record is from RefSeq and is a predicted model, not a curated record. NCBI's taxonomy places the organism in Eukaryota, Viridiplantae, Streptophyta, Magnoliopsida, Ericales, Ebenaceae.
GGUGGCAGCGUUGUGUUUUAUUUGGGGGUGUUGGUUUUUGCAGAACCUCUCUCGAGAGAUCAACAACUCAGAGAUGGCGACGAGAUCGAACUUCUACAAGAACCCAUCAUUCACCUACAACAAAGACUUCAGUCUCAAAUCCGUCCUUCAGAACCUCCAAGCUUACAAUGUCGCCACCGGGAUCGCUCCUCCUCCCGGAGAACCCAACUUGGGCGGCGAAAAAGUUGCUCCUCGAAAACGCCCCCGCGCAAAGUGUCCUUCGGCGGACCGGAGCAACGCUUCCACAGGGAACGAUGGACCGAUGUCUCACCAGGAUUACAUUGAACAGAGGAGGAGUGAGGUGAAUUCUUUUCACAAUUGUGUGGAAUUGACUGCAGACAUAUUGGACAACUCUCAUUCGAGCCUACAUUUGGUAGAAUAUGAUAGUGAUCAAAGUAAUUCCUCGGAAUGUGACGAGAAGUUGGAUCAUCCUCCUCAUUCUGGUUCUGUUUUGGGUUACUGUGAGAAGAAGCCAGAUCCUCAUUCUGGUAAUCUGGAUGAUGCUGAUAGAGUAAAGAAUAGGAAUGAGCAGCGUUUUGCUGUUCCUGGAGAACCUGUCUGCGUGGUUUGUGGGAAAUAUGGAGAAUACAUUUGCGAUGAGACUGAUGAUGAUAUCUGCAGCAUGGAUUGCAAAGCUGAGCUUUUGGAGAACCUAGAACUUUCCAAGGAACAUUUAAGCAACCAAAGACAACAUGAAUCCUUACAUAGACCUAGUUCUUCACUUGUGGUUGAAUUUGGAGGGGACACCUGGGAUCAUAACCGUUUGCGUUGGUCCAAAAAGCGAUCAAGCCUUUGUACAUAUGAAUGCUGGAAAUGCCAGAGGCCUGGGCAUCUGGCUGAAGACUGUUUGGUGAUGGCGUCCAACGUUAAAUAUCCUGGUUUAGGAGAACCGUCUGACGAGGUGGCAGUAGGUCAAAAGAAAUCCAUUUCCUUGCCCAAAAAUCUUCUUGAACUGUACAGAAGAUGCCACCAAAUUGGCAAAAACUUGUCAGAUGCAAAGUGUAAUACAUGCUGUAGGUCAUCAACUUUGGCCACUUGCCUUGGUUGUAGUACCACCUUUUGUGACAGUGCAGGCCAUUUGAGCGAGCACAUUAGGGGACAUCCCUCCCAUGGACAAUAUUACUCCUAUAAGCUCAAACGUUUGGUCAAGUGCUGUAAAUCAACUUGCAAGGUGACGGAUAUCAAGGAUCUUUUGGUAUGUCAGUUUUGCUUGGACAAGGCUUUUGAGAAGUUUUAUGACAUGUACUCUGCAACAUGGAAAGGAGCGGGGCUUUCAAUCAUCUGGAAUUCUAUUUGCUGUGAAGAUCACUUUGAAUGGCACAGGAUGAAUUGCUUGAACGCUGGUGUUGAGGACUCUGCGUAUGUUGUCAGCAAGGAUGUCCACGGCCCAUAUAACAAACCUGUUAAGCUGAGCGACUUCAUUUUCUGAUUGUUGGUGACUGACGCUGCCCGUGCUCUACCUACGUUCCUCGUGUUGAUAUUCUUUUUAUGCUAUGUAAAUAGCCUAUUUGCAAAAGUAAGAGAGUAAAGCUGUGUGUUGCUUUUCUCCCGUGUUAGAACAUGAUUCCAAUCGGAUUCCGAAACACGUAUAUGAAUAUGUUGUGGUUAAAUUACAGAGAUACCCCUUUGAUGGUUAAAUCACACCAAAAGUCACUUAA